This is a messenger RNA of Musca domestica (house fly), 2943 nucleotides long. Its product is annotated as nucleolar protein dao-5. NCBI's taxonomy places the organism in Eukaryota, Metazoa, Arthropoda, Insecta, Diptera, Muscidae. The record is from RefSeq and is a predicted model, not a curated record. The transcript is spliced from 4 exons. Bases 130 to 2532 code for a protein of 800 amino acids. Gene Ontology annotation, cellular component: nucleolus; nucleoplasm.
CGGGAUGUCAUUCUUUUAAAUUUUGUCGAAUACACGUGUUUGGUCGUCUCGCGUCUCGCUACAUAAAACCCUCAGAAGAAAAAAACACCAAUUAAAUUAGUAAAAAGUAUUAAAUAUAUAUCAAUAAAGAUGGCAGUUGAUAGCCAGCUAAUAGAUGCGAUUGUGCACGAAUAUUUACAGAAAAAAGACAAGAAUUUGGCCCAAGUUUUUCAACAUAAAACUAAAGCGGCUGCAUUAGGAAAAGGAUCUCCCAAAUUGGAAGAUAUUUUGAAAUACUAUCAACAGAAUAGUGAAACAAAAAUACCCAAUGUGAAAAAGGCAAAUGACUCCUCAGACGAUAGCAGCGAUGAAUCCGAGGAAGAGACUCCCAAGAAAACUACUGCUCCCGUUGUGAACAAUAAAGUAACUGCAGCAGCAAAGAAAGCAGCUUCCAGCUCUGAAGAUUCCUCAGAUGAUAGCAGCGAAGAUGAAAAGAAACCUGCUGCAAAGCCAGUUGCUGCUGCUACACCUAAAGUAAAUGGUGUUGCCAAAAAAGCAGAAUCUUCAGAUGAUUCAUCGGAUGACAGCGAAGAUGAAAAGCCAGCGGCCAAGCCAUUGGCUAAGGCUGCCCCCGCAAAGCCAGUAGCUAAAAAAGCUGAAUCUGAAGACUCUUCUGAGGAUAGUAGCAGCGAAGACGAGAAACCAGCGACAAAACCAGCUGCUAAGCCAACGCCUGCUAAGGCUGUUGUUAAAAAGGCUGAUUCCUCGGACGAUUCUUCAGAUGAUAGCAGUGAAGAUGAAAAACCUGCUGCUAAAGCCACGCCUGCUAAACCAGCAGCUAAAGCCACACCGGCCAAACCCGUUGCAAAAAAAGCCGAAUCCUCUGAUGACUCCUCUGACGAUAGCAGCGAAGAUGAGAAACCAGCAGCUAAAGCUGUACCAGCUGCUAAAGCUACUCCAGCAAAACCAGCCGCAAAGAAGGCCGAGUCUUCGGAUGAUUCUUCAGAAGAUAGCAGUGAAGAUGAAAAACCAGCUGCUAAGCCCACCGCUGUUAAAGCAACUCCAGCCAAGCCAGCUGCCAAAAAGGCAGAUUCUUCUGAUGAUUCUUCAGACGACAGUAGCGAGGAUGAAAAACCAGCUGCCAAACCAGUUGCAGCUAAACCAACUCCUGCUAAACCUGUAGCUAAGAAAGCAGAAUCUUCAGAUGAUUCUUCGGAUGAUAGUAGUGAAGAUGAAAAACCAGCUGCUAAAGCCAAGGCUGCCCCAGCCAAGCCUGCUCCAGCCAAGCCUGCUCCUAAAAAAGCCGAUUCUAGCAGCAGUGAAGAUAGUUCGGACGAGGAGGAAGAAGUAAAACCGAAAGCUGCAGCACCUGCAGCUGCUAAAAAGCCUGUGGUAGCCGCCAAGAAGGAUUCGAGCAGUGAAGAAUCCUCAAGUGAUGAAGAUGAAAAACCAGCAGUCAAACCCGUUGUAAAUAAAACACCUGUCGCAGCAAAAAAGAAGGCUGACAGUAGCAGCUCUGAAGAUUCGUCUGAUGAUGAAGAACCUGCCGCAAAGAAACCAGCUUUGUCUGCUAAACCAGCUGCAGCUGCCAAAAAAGCAGCAGCUUCUUCCAGCUCCGAAGAUUCUUCAUCCGAAGAAGAAGAAGAAGCGAAACCUGCAACUAAACCAGGUGCCAAACCUGUUGCCAAAAAGGCCGAUUCAAGUUCAGAAGACUCAGAUGAUUCUGAGGAUGAACCACCAGCCAAAAAAGCAAAUGUAGUUAAGACUACACCAGCUAAGGCAGCGAAACAAUCUUCCUCGGAAGAUAGCAGUUCCUCUGAAGAAGACGAAGAUACUAAAAAGCCUGCCGUUGCUACGCCUGUUAAAAAAUCCGCUACCCCUGCAAAGAAGGCUGCUGAGGACAGUGAUGAUGAUAGCUCCAGCGAAGAAGAAGAGGAAGAAAAGCCAGCCGCUGCUGAAACUCCCUUGGCUAAACCCGGACAAAAGAGAAAAUUCAGCGAAACAAAUGGCAACGCUGAAAAGAAGGAUAACAAAUACAGUAAUUUUGUUAAAGGAGGAUUCAAUAAUUCCAAAGGAUUUGCAUCAACACCGGCCAAUGGCAAAUUCAAUAAUAACAACAAAAAUCAGAAAACACCACAAUCGGAUGGUCCCAAGAAAAAUGAACCAUUCAGAAGGGAUGAAGAAAAUGCUGGUGAUGGUAAUGGCGGAAAAGCUAAUGGCGGCUUUAAGAAAUUUGGUGAUCGCAAGUCGUUUGGUGGCUUUGAAAAUGGUAAAGGAGGACGUGGUGGUGGUGGCCGCGGCGGCGGCUUUGGUGACAAGGGUGGCCGAGGAGGCGGUGGUCGUGGUGGUGGACGUGGUGGUUUUGGCGAUAAGGGCGGCCGAGGAGGAUUUGGUGGCCGUGGCGGCGGACGUGGUGGUUUCGGUGACAAAGGUGGUCGAGGAGGUGGCGGCCGGGGAGGUGGACGUGGUGGUUUUGGAGGAGCAAACAAACCAUUCAACAAAUCCUUCGAUAGUUCAGCGACGCCGAACAAAAAGAUCACCUUUGAUGAUUAAAUUAAUUUCACCUUUCACGCACCCACCUACCCAAUUUUAGUUAUUUAAGUUUUGUUUUAGUCAACACCCUAAGCCAACCCUUUGAAUCCAUUUCCUUAAAUCCAACAGACAACCAAUGCAUCUGUAUUUCAUGUUGCCUUCGCUCAUAUUGUAGUUUUUUUUUUUUUUGUAAAUCCAAAUCAAUUCUAAAUCCUUAAUAUUUACAGAAAAAUGCUGCUGGCUCUUGGGGCGACAAAGCCAAUCGUGACUUAAAGUUUACACGCGGUAAAAGUUUCAAGCACGAAAAAACAAAGAAGAAGCGUGGUAGUUAUCGUGGAGGACAAAUUGAUAUGGGAGUCAAUUCCAUUAAAUUUGAGUAGAGCAUUGUUGAGUUGAAAAUUAGCAGAGUUAUGUUUUAAUAUCCUCUACAAA